GACAAAUCACAAUUGCUGUGCAGUGUGCACUGUGCAAGCUUCAGCAGUAGUAGUAGUUGGCUUUGCGCCUUGUUUGGUUGGCAACUUCAAUUACCAUAAUUAUUAUUAUUAAUCUGUUUUCUCUCUUCUCCACCUUCUUCGCCCAUAACCUAUUCACCGCUGACCUAAUUCUUCUCUCACUAUGAUGGUGAAACUGAAACCCCUUCUGCAUCUCUCUCUUCUACUUUUCGUGCUCUUCUCUUCUUCCACCGAAUCCCUCCGAUUCGAACUCCAAUCUGGCCACACCAAAUGCAUCUCCGAAGACAUCAAGAGCAAUUCCAUGACCGUCGGCAAGUACCUCAUCGUUAAUCCCAGCGAGGGCUACCCUUUGCCCGAUUCUCACAGAGUCACCGUCAGGGUGACUUCGUCUUAUGGGAACAACUAUCACUACGGGGAUCGCGUUCAAAACGGGCAGUUUGCGUUCGUGGCAGUGGAGGCUGGAGAUUACAUGACUUGUUUUUGGGCUGUGGAUCACAACCCCGCCUCAACGUUGACUGUGGAUUUUGAAUGGAAAACGGGUGUGGCAGCCAAGGAUUGGUCUAAUGUUGCGAAGAAAGGCCAAGUUGAUGUAAUGGAGCUAGAACUAAAAAAGUUGCAGGAUACUGUUUCUUCCAUUCAUGAAGAAAUGUUUUAUCUUCGAGAAAGAGAAGAAGAAAUGCAGGAACUCAAUAGAACAACCAACAGCAGAAUGUUCUGGUUGAGUUUGCUUUCGCUCGUUGUAUGCUUAUCCGUAGCUGGGUUGCAACUAUGGCACUUGAAGAGCUUCUUCGAGAAAAAGAAACUGAUUUAAAUUUUGUGACAGUUUUUACAAUUUUCUUAUGUACUCUUGUAAAAUAUGCCGGCAUUAAUUUAUCGAGUGGAUACGCAUAAUGGUAGUCAGUAUAAUCUCAGAAUAUUUCGUUGUUUAACGCAAAUCAAAGUUAUGGCAAUUGGCAACAUGUUUCAAAGGAAA
Molecule: messenger RNA, 991 nt
Organism: Cajanus cajan (pigeon pea)
Lineage: Eukaryota; Viridiplantae; Streptophyta; Magnoliopsida; Fabales; Fabaceae
Product: transmembrane emp24 domain-containing protein p24delta9
Source: RefSeq, a predicted model, not a curated record